UUUGGUCAACAUGGCCGCGUUUCAUGGAUUAGUUUCGUUUGACUGCGACGAGAAAUAGAAAGAGGGCUCGUUGAUGAAACGAGUUUCGAAUAUACUCGACGCGUUACGUUUCUACUGUACUAAACAACAUUAAGAUCAUAAAUCGGAUAAUGCAUUUACCAGUAACAUAACGUGCAAAUUACGACAAUUUUGACAGAUUUGAAGUUUUAACAAUGGCGGAAGAAGAGAAGCCAUUACCUCUUUCGGAGAAAGACGGUGCCUCUCAAUCAAAGGAUGUUUAUGUCCCAGAAGAACCAACAACAGAUGCCUCAAUUUCCUUAUUAGAUAUACAAAUGCCAGAGACACCAGAAAGUACCAAAGGCCAAAUAAGCGAUGGUGACACAUCAAGAUUGGAAAGUCCUAAGAUGGUGAAACCAGUGCUUGGUAAAGUUCAAGCCAAGAAGCGAUUGAUGGCAUUUGCUAACAAAUUCAAUGUACUACCAAAACCUCAAGUUAAAGCUAAUCUAUCUCAGCUUUCCACUGGAGCUUUAAAGACAAAAGACAAAGUGACACAAGAAGAUACAAGUAACAAAUCAAGAAAAAAACCAGAAGAAAAAAUUCUGGCUAUUGAAGAAAUUCGAAGGGAAGAAUCUAAAAGUAAAAUGCUAUUAGCAGAGGCCAUGGCAGCGGCAAGUAUGGAAGACGAGAAUCACACUGGAAAGAAUACAUCUGGUUUGUUAGAAAGUUUCAGACAUACAAAAGACAAAAAUAGACACAAUAGACUAAGUGAUUCUCAUAGAGGUACCACUAGAUCAAUAAUGGAUCGAAAAUAUUUGGAAAGGCAUCGACAACGUGACAAAAUUGGAAAAGAUAAUUCAAGUCACGAAGUGAAAGAUCGAAAUGGAAGUGCUGAUCGAUUACCACGAAGAUCACAAGAUAAAGAAAAACAUAAGAAAGAUAAGAAGAAGAAGGACAAUAGAGAUAAACGAGACCAUAGCAAAGCAGAUGCAAACCGCGAUAAAAGAGAAGAAGGAAAAGAGAAAAGAGAAAUCGAAAAGGAAAAACGGGAGGACGCAAAAGAGAAGAGAAACGGGACUAAGAAUAAAAAAGAGAAUGCUAAAGAUAAACGAAAUGAUAUUUCUGAAAUAGACGCAGAAAGCAAGGAUAAGAAGGAAAAAGAUAAAGAUAAUAAGAGCAGAGAAAAGGAAUUUAUGAAAUGUAACUCUUGGGCGGAAGUACGAAAAUGUGGUUUAGAUCUCAAUGAUAUUGUUCAAUCUAAAAGACGUGACAAUACAGAUCGGCCAUUGAGAAAUAGAACAGGGCAAGAUUAUUUGCGCCACUUCGAACAGAUGUUACUGCUCAGCAAUCAUCAUCUGAAACGUCACUCGCUGAUAGCCGAGGGGAUUGACGGACCCAAAAAAUAUCCACCCGAAUCGAUAAAGAUGACAAAGCGAGCAAGAGGUCCUCAAUUGUUAUAUUGCGAAAAUCCACGUACGUCACUCUUAUUGAGCAUCUCGCAGCUCCUGCAAGUUGUGACUCCUGAUCGUCGCGAGAAAAUAAGAGACAUAUGCGAGGCGACUUCUUCACGGGUUGAUAUGGGAAAUCUAGACGUAAUAAUGGAUAAGCGUAAUUGGUAUCAGCAAAUGGACAAAGACGCCAAAUAUCAUAAGGAUCCCAAGUGGCAAGUGCAACUUCCUAGAUCGAAGUGGGACAGCGAGGACGAAGAAAUGUCGUCCACUAGUAUGAUAAAGGAUAAUAUCGAGAAACCGAAAAACAAGUUGCAAGUUUCUUUAAGCCAACAGGAGAGAUGUUCCACGUCCUCCACUGUAACGGACGAAGAUAAAGUCGACAAUAACGUUGAGAAAAACGAGAUGGGAGACAAUGAGUCCAGCGAGAAGACAAUCGACAACAUGACAACGAAUGACGAGACUUCAGCGUCUCCUAUACAGCUGGAAUCCACUGGAGAUGAGAAAUUAGCCUCAGAGUACGAGCAAUUUAUGAAGAUGGUGUGUACCGACAUACCCGUACCAACUUCCGUGACCGAGGUGACCAAGGAAUAUUCUCCGAAGAGAAAUCCGCAGAAAUCCGUUUCUCCACGUAGCUAUCAUGAAUUCAAUAUAGAGUCUAACUUGGAGGAAGACAGCGCGAGCAUCGAAAUGUCGUUGAAGGAAAAGUUCGAAGAGAAAGACAAACUGCAAACACUCGAAGGGUCAAUCAAGAGCACGGAAUGCGAGGAAUCUAUUCUGUCCACAGACUGUCAAAUACAAAUCAGUGAAAGUAGUAUACGAGACGAGCAUAUGUCUGACAAUAACGAGACUGACGAUGACUCCAAAUCAAUACCAAGUGAUUGGGAGAACGUUAGAAUCAAAGUGGAACGGUUAAGCGAUGAAAACACCGAUUCUAGGGAGGUAAAAAAGAAGAAGAAGAAGAAACAAAAGCAGAAAAAAAUAAUAUCCAGUAGUGAUUCGGUCAGCAGUUCCAGUUCCUCCGACUCUGAGAAAGAAAGGAAGAAGAAAAGACGCAAACGUAAGAUACAGGAUAAUUCGUCUUCGGACUCCGAUAGCACGGAUAGCAGUAGCAGCAGCAGCAGUAGUAGCAGUUCCAGCAGUUCAGAUGAGAAGAGAAAGAGAAGACGGAAGAAAAAAAUUGGAAAGAAGAGAAGAAAGGCGAGACGUGCACGUACAAAGAAAAAGCGGAGGAGAAAGAUGAGCACCGAUUCGAGUAGCAGUGAAUCGGAAGAAUGUACAAAAAAGAAAAAGAAAAUUAAGAGAAAAGCAAAAGAAGCCAAACAGCUUGAUGCCAAAUCUAUUAACAAUGGGGACAUCAACAAAGUGAUAUCUGAAUCGCCUGUAAUAGCGUCGCCUUCAGUGACUCCAGUAAAGAAAAUAAAAGAAGAAACGACAAUCGAGGAUACGAGGGUUGAGCAGGUGACACCGAGACGCAAGAGCAUAAAUGCGCGCGACAAUGAAUGCGCGAAGCUUAGGAAAGGCAAAAAGGACAGCAAAUCGAACGAGAGCUUUAUGGAAGAAUGGGAGGUAGAUUCUAUGAUCGCGACGCAGCAGAAUGAAGGCGAUACGUCGAGUCAGGAUAACAUUGAAGGGUUGGAGAAAAUGGACGACUCAGAGAAAGAUAAACACCGAAGGAAAAGAAAGCAAAGUCGAGACAACAACGAGAAAGACAAGGAUAGAUUGUCUAAAAGUAGCGAAGGUGGGAAAGGACGGUCAGACGAAGAACUUGACGUAAAGAGGAAACGAAGACGGGAGAAGGAUAUUCGAAGCAGCACUGAAUUUCUAGCAGACUGGGAGAGAGAGGGUGAACGCAUCACUCAGCAGAUGAUACAGAACGAAGCAAAGUUUUUGAAAAAAUCGGAAAAGCAAAAGAAGGAGAAAUGGGGAGAGACCGAUUUCGACACAUUGAACGUACCAUCUUUAACCCAGCUCGAGAAGGAAGUAUGUCGGAAGCAACUUCUAGCGGACGAAUGGGAAGUAGACAGCUUGGAAGCGAUAUCGGAUUUGACCUCGAGCAAACGAAAGAACAGUCUGAGCGCAUCUAAAAAGACGGAGAAGGAAGUCAGAUACGACAAGAAAACGGAUACCUACAUCGCGAUAGAAAAGGAAACUGCGAGGGAAAUGAAAAAAAGACAAGAACGUUUUUGUGCAAUAAGAAUCUGGGAGGAGGAACAAGAGGAGGGCGAAAGGGAAGAGAUGAUGCUUCUGGAACAGAAGAAUAAGUGCAAGAGAGACGACUGGGACAUAGAGGAGGAAUCGUUCUUGCGUAAGAGUGGCGAGGAAAUAAAGAUUCACAAGGUGGAUGCAAUUAUCAAGGUGGAGAAGGAAUGGAGUAAAUUGGACGAAAAUACGAGUUCUAGAGAAGAUCCAACUAAAUCGAUGAUGAAACUCGAAUCAGUUGGUUCCAAGCGAGUCAAGAAAAGUCGUUGGGAUAUGGGUUCGCAAUUAGAAGAGAAACUAGAAGCUAAAGACAUAUGGGAGGAAGAUUAUGCCGAAUGGUCCAACCUUAACAAGUGUGAGCAGAAACUCGAGAAAACUGAGAAGGAGACUCCUCGUAGUGCGGAUUAUUCGGAAAGCUCCUCCAAGUCUGACCUGAUAGAUUUUUACCACAGUAAACCGCAUGAUAGAGAAUCCCUGGAAAGAUCUUGGACAUCGGAGGAAGUGACGAACAAGCUUGCACAAACGAAGAAAGCGGAGGAAAAUACAUCGACGAAGAAUUUGAUCACCGUGAUCGCAAGCGAAGAGCAGACUGCCACUAAGGAGCAUCAGACCAGAGAUCAGUUCAAAGAGAUUCUGGAGUUGGAUACAAAAUACAAGGAGAAAACCAUAGAAUUGUACAGUCCUAGCUCUCCGGCGCUCUCUCAAAAAUCUCAGGAUAUAGAAGCUUCUAAUGACAGUAGCUGUACCAAUUCUUCAUUGAGCAAGAAGCCGAGAAAGGAGAUAUUGAUCACGGAGGAACUGUCGAUUCCUACGACCAGUAUACCCUUGCAAUUGGCGAAGCUGCGCGACACUAAGCAUCCAGCGAAUGAGAAGAUCGAAAAUGUUUUGGACGUGCAGCUGGAACGUAAGAUGUCCCCCCACAAAUUCGACAUUAAAAAGGUUGGCGAUUUAUUCGACGAUUUACCGAUGAAUGAAUCGUGUCUGGACACUCAUGGGUCCAAAUCGGUGCAUAUGGACAUCUUCGCUGAAUAUGAAUCCGAAAAGUUGUGCGACAAGCAGCAACGUGUCUCGAGCUCAACAGUGCACGUUAAGGACGAUGAGGUGAACGAAGAGAAGACGGCGGCGCUCAAGCUCAUUCCCAAACAGCUGCUGAUCCGACGACCUAGCGAGCAAGCGAAACCAAAACACGUGUUAGUAGAAACUCCCUUACAGGAUCCUGUCCAGCAUGCAGCGGCUCUGCUGACGAUACAGAAGAAACUAUUGGAGUCUCAUGCGUUGAAGAACGAUAACAAUGAGACUCCGAGAUACAUCACGGCGAGCAAUAACGAGACGCUCGUUGUCGACAAGAUAUUAGACAGAAAUGAAUUUGACGUCGCUCCCAAAUCGUCGGUAAUCGAAAUGCGACGUUCGAAAUCUCCAGUGUCGGAGAAGCCGGUCUCGGUUCGUUCUGAGCAAUCCGAGAGCUACGACCGAGAGAGCAAAAACGUUGACGCGAAGAAGUACAAGAGUAGAAGUACAAGUUUGAAUGAUACCAGUGCUCAAUCAAGUGUACGAUCUCCUGUACGGGAACAAAGGAAGAGAAGUCCUCCCAAUAGGAAAGACAGUGAGAAACGAUAUUCACACGAUUAUAGUAAGGACAAAAAGGAGAGAAAAUUCGAUGACGUGGAGAAGUCCGACAGGAAAGAGAGAAGUUCCAAAGUGGACUUCGUCGACAGCCGCAGAAAAACGAGUUCUCCGUCGCGAGGCAGAAGAAAAAGGAGCGGUAGCCCGUACAUCUCGUGGGAACGGCAGGGCAGUGGGAGUGGAAGUCCAGGACACAGCUGGAGCAGAAGUCGCAGUAAGAGCCCGAAGAGGAAAGAUGAAGGUAUCGGUUCCACGAGUACUCGGGAUCGGGAGAAGAAACGGGACAGGUACGAUGAUGAACGGCCAAGUAGAUCCAGAAUGGACGAGAGAAGAGAGAAAUAUAUGCGAUCAUCGCCUCGUCCCAGCUAUGACGAAGGUAAAGAUAACUUUAAGAAGCACGGUUCUAAGAGUAAUCGUGACGAUUGGGAUAGAAGGAGGCAUGACAGUCUGGAUAGAGACCGCGAGAAGGAUAUUAGGUCCUACGAUCCGAUGGAGAUGUUGCGAGAGAGAACGGUAGAAUCUGAAAAAUACAGGGACAGCAGGUUUCGCGCAGAAGGGGAAGUGGAUCGUUCAUUUUGGCAAUACGAGACUAGCAAUCUCCUACGAGAUGGUAACGAGUCUAUGGAUUCCUAUGUUGUCGCACAAGACAUCCCCGCAGCCCCGCCCGAAUACGACGAUCGACCUUAUUACAGAGAGGGCAGUUUAGAAAGGGACACCAGGCAGUGUUCACCACAGUUGACGAGAUACAGAAGGAGGUAUUCUCAAAGCAGAUCCAGCACAAAAAGAGAACGACAAUGGGAAAGAGACAAAGAUUCCUCUGUCCUGGAUCGUCACGAUCAUCUCACACACAGGCUGGACAAACCGCGAAGCCGAACACCGUCACGUUCAAGGGUCUCGCCCGCGCGACAACCAGCGGAACGGUUCCGACGACAAUCCAGAUCACGCUCAAGAACGUGGUCAAGAUCACGGUCUAGGUCGCGAUCAAGAUCACGAUCACGAUCAAGAUCACGCUCCCGAUCAACAUCGAGAUCAAGACUGAGAAGACUGAGAUCGAGGUCGAGAAGUCGAUCUCGUUCUCAGUCGAACUCCAGAUCGCGGGCGAGAUCGUCCUCUAUGUCGAAGCUGAGGAGCCCAGAACACGGACUGAGAAUGUCGGAAUUGCGGUCUUCCAGAUCUCCUUCACCCGGAAGAGAUCGGUUUAGCGAAAUAGGAAGGGAAAGGAAGGAUGACGGUGAGAACCGAAAGCUCAGCGUCUGUGGUGAAAGAGGCAGACGUAUAGAAACCAUUGUACAAUCGGGGGCGAAUAUAUUGGAUUCAGAGAUGGGCAUCAAUAGCAGUAUAGACGGCUCCGUUACGAGCUUCCAAUAUCCAAGCGAAAUUGAGGGUAGAAAUGAAUAUUAUUAUACAGAGAACAAUUUGACUUAUCCACCUUGCAUGGACGAAUCCACUACGAGCUCUCCGAAACGUUUGUCGCUCGAUGACAGAUUAGAGCUAGAGUUAGGAAUUAAAAAGCAGCAAAGCAAGGAUUCCACUGGCAUAUCUUCCGAAUAUUCCUCCAGUUUUAACUCCAACGUCAUAGCGUAUCCGUCUCCGCCGCAGCAGCAACAGCAAAUGAUGUACCGACAGCAACCUACUGUUUUACAGGUCGGCAAUGUCUUGCAAGUGGUACCGGCGGAUUUCAACGGAGUGCAAUCAGUGCGUCGUGAAGUAGCCGCGUCUGGGAGUACAUCAGCUGUACGUGGAUCCAGCCAAGUAGUGCGUGUAGGUAACGUUCUCCAAGUGGUACCCACAUCGUUAGACUGGAGCAGUGGUAGUGGUGGUGGGAACGGCGGCAACAGCAGCAACGGAAGCAGCGGUGGUGCCGGUUCCGUUCAAUCGUCUUCGAAUACGGAUCAGUCGAGCGGGGUCUUGUACGCCUCAGCGGUGCCGGCACCUUCGCCGGCGACCUCCUCAAUGCCCAUAACCAUGCCGGUCCCUGCGCCGGUCCCGCUGCCCGUACCACCGGCUACGGGCGUUUCUGCUACAACUAUAUCGCCAGCUGCCUCACUGUCGCUCUCGUUACCAGUUCCCGUGCCUGUGCCAGUCCCGAUUCCCACAGCGACGGCAACAUUUCCUCCAAGAAAUGAGGUCCAGCCACAGAAAAUUGCUCAACCGGUGUACAAUUACGAAGCUAUCCUCGAGACUCGUCGCAAAGAACGAGAAGAGCGUAAGAGACUGCGCGAGUUACGCAGGAAAGAGAGGGAGCGUAGGAGGAUAGAACGUACGAAUCGACGAGCGCUACGUCUCUUAGAGAAAAACAACAUGCUUGCGCGACCAUCUACCGGAGUCUCAGAUCGCCGUAAAGGCUCGAUCGUGGAUCCGUCGGUAUUGAAAGCACUUCGCGAAGGAGAAGAAUCGGGUGAGACAGAAUUUCAAUUGACUAACGUUGGAAAGGAUGAAGAGGAAGUGAUAACAACCCCUGCGACUGUACUCACAGAAGAGGACGAGGAUGCAGUUGCGGAUGAUGAUGAAGAUGAAGAAGAGGAUGAAGCUGAGGCCGAGGCCGAAGCUGAAGUUGAAGACGACGAAGAAGAAGAGGAAGAAGCGGAAGACGAAGACGAGGAUGAUGAAGAUGACGAAGAGAAAACAACACAAAUGAUCAAUCAACGAGCUGAAGUUGACGAAACCACGGCAGGAACGUCCACUGAUGUCAGUAAAAGUCAGGAAGUUGAGAAUAAAGAACGAUUCGAGUUACCACCUCCACCACUGAAAGGCAUUCUGGUCGCAUCGGGCUUCAGGGAUGUGGUUUCCAACGGCAAGGUGGACGAUAUGUCGGAUGCGGAUGGCGAUACAGAGGACGGUAGCGAUAAAGACGAAGAAAUAGAUAAGAAUAAUGAACAUGAUAAAGAUGCGAGCGCAGAUGACAAAUUUGGUACAUCCAAGCCACGAUCCAAGUCAAAAUCAAAAUUGGCAAGACACCUGAAGAGGAGAAACAAGAAAUCAGUUCAAUUCGCUGAUGGUAUAAAACCUGGUGAAGGAACCAGUCCCAGCGGCGGUGAGGGCGAUAUGCCAUCGCCGCCACCUCCCACAGCGAUAGGUUUCCGUGACGAGUUAAAAGACUUGAGAAGAGACAAGAUGUAUAGCUCUCGAAAGAAUAGGAAGCAGGAGAAACGAGCGAGGCCGCCGAAGACGAAGAAGAAAGUCAAGGUGAAGAUAAUCAAGCUGAAGAAACCGCGCAUAACACCGCUGACAGCCAUGAUGAUGGACGAUUCCGACGAAUUGGACGACCGUUCGCCACCACCACCGCCUCCUGGUUCUCCACCACCUCCACAUCUGUGGCCCAGUUAUUUAUCGGCUUACAACACAGCGAUUCGAGCUACCGAGCUGCCACCACCGCAGAUCACGACAACCACGUUAACACCCGUUCAAGCUCCACCACCGCCAACUCCGUUGCCUCUUCUGGUUCCGCCUCCUCCGUUAAAUUACACUAUUCAACCUUGCAGUAAAGCUUAAAGUCAGCUGCGAAUCCAACACAAACUAGUGUUUCGAGUGUAUUUUUCCCCAUCGUGAGACGCACGGUGAUACGGCGAGAAAAUUGUAAUGAAUUGUGUAGUUUAUAAGAGAUAUAUAUCGUGGUCUCUCAAGGAAUCGAUGAAAUUUCGAUGACAUUGAAAUUCAAAAAGAGGCUACACCGAGUAUGCGUCGAUAACCGACAUUGUAAAUACGUAAUCUUCGCAAUAUAGACGUCGCACUCCGACCAAAAGAUUGUUAUGAACCUUUAUCCAUUGCGUCCGUAAGUUUUAGUAACAUCUCUUCAUACCGACAUAACUCGGUUCGUAUAUUUUCGAUAUCGGAGAAACGCCGAACAUACGUUAUUAGAGAGUUGUACUGGCAAUGGAUACAGUGUAAUUACUUGUCGAUUAUAUAUCAUCGAUGAAAUUUAUUAUUAAGCGAGCACAUUCUUAUGCAAUGUAUGUACAUUGUAUCAUAUUAAUUUGUCACAAAUACACGUGACUCGAAUAUA
Messenger RNA from Harpegnathos saltator (Jerdon's jumping ant), 9273 nucleotides. Its product is annotated as trichohyalin. Lineage: Eukaryota; Metazoa; Arthropoda; Insecta; Hymenoptera; Formicidae. Bases 213 to 8762 code for a protein of 2849 amino acids. The transcript is spliced from 19 exons. The record is from RefSeq and is a predicted model, not a curated record.